AUGUUGGACCCUCUUACAUUAGCUAUCGCCCCUUGCAUAUAUCUCCUUUACUCGCUACUUAGCAUAAUACACACACUAUAUCUCCAUCCCUUGCGACACAUUCCUGGACCUAAAUCAUGGAUAAUCCUACCACUCUUCCGACACAUUUCAGCAGUCCGAGGGCGAUUAGAUGCUGACAUACAUCGCUUUCAUGAAGAGUAUGGCCCUGUGGUACGCGUCACCCACAACGAAGUCUCUUUCAUCACCACAGAAGCGUGGAACAAGAUUUACGGACAUGGCCACCGUGAACUACCAAAAGUAACCAGCUCCGCGGCCAACCCGAGGGACAUAGUUAGCUCCAACACAGCAGACCACAAUCGCUUCCGCAAAGCGCUAUCACACGCCUUUUCCUCUAAGGGCUUACAGGCCCAGGAGCCUCUCAUCAAUAGCUACGUCGACAAAUUAAUCACUAGGUUAAGGGGUAUCGCAGAGUCACAGCUCCCAGCUGAUAUGGUCAAGUGGUACAAUCUGACCACCUUCGACAUUAUCGGUGAUCUGGCUUUUGGAGAACCCUUUGGCGGUCUUGAAAACUCCCAGUAUCACUAUUGGGUUGCAACGGUCUUCCAGUUUAUUAAGCUCUUACCGUUCAUCAAGUUAAGGGAUGCAUACCCCACAAUCUUCAAGCUUCUAGCCCUCGUUAUGCCAAAAUCACUCCUGAAUGCACGGAAGCGCCAACAGGCACACACUAGGACAAUUGUCCAGAAGAGACUCGACAAUGCAUCGAAGUAUGAUCGCGGAGACUUUAUGGAUUCAAUGUUGCGAAAUCACCACACAAAUGAUGGCCUAACUCACGAAGAGAUCGUGGCCAAUGCGAAUGUGCUUAUCAUUGCUGGCAGUGAGACAACUGCCACACUGCUUUGCGGCAUCACAUACUGGCUGCUAAAGACACCCGACGCGCUUGAAAAAGUGACCACCGAAGUUCGUUCCACCAUGAAGUCCGAGACCGAUGUUACCGCCACCCUCGUUGCUGCGAAGCUUCCUUACCUGCAAGCCUGCAUCGAUGAAGCGUUUCGCAUGUAUCCUCCUGUUCCGACUGGGCUCACCCGCAUGACUAUUGAGCCGACAAUUAUUUCGGGCUAUAAGAUCCCUUCUGGCACCAAAGUCUACGUGCAUCCGCUCGCUGCUUACAAGUCAGCUAGUAACUUUUAUGCACCUGAACAUUAUCUUCCCGAGCGGUGGCUACCAGAAGCCAAAACAGACCCAUCUUCACCAUUCUUCUCUGAUAACAGAGAAGUGCUCCAACCAUUUUCUACUGGGCCGCGGAACUGCAUCGGGAGAAACCUGGCUCUUGCUGAAAUGCGACUCAUUCUUUCCCGUUUGUUGUGGAACUUUGAUCUGGAGCUUAGUGAGGAAAGUACACAAUGGUCGGAUCAGAAGACAUUUACCUUGUGGGAGAAGCCUGCGCUGAUGUGCAAGUUGUCCUUGAGGAGCUAG
Aspergillus vadensis CBS 113365 is the source of this 1473-nucleotide messenger RNA. RefSeq names its product cytochrome P450. The record is from RefSeq and is a predicted model, not a curated record. Gene Ontology annotation, molecular function: heme binding; oxidoreductase activity, acting on paired donors, with incorporation or reduction of molecular oxygen; monooxygenase activity. Bases 1 to 1473 code for a protein of 490 amino acids. The transcript is spliced from 2 exons. Lineage: Eukaryota; Fungi; Ascomycota; Eurotiomycetes; Eurotiales; Aspergillaceae.